UAAUUAUUGGAGGCAGCCUUGCUAUCAAUUUGACCCAAUGAUAUAAAAAAUUUAGAUGUUUUUUUAUCUGAUACGUACGUUCCACAUCUCGUAUAUAUAUGCUAUAUACUUCCCAAACUUAUAACCACUUAAUAACGAGAUCUAAACAAAGAAAACCGUUUGAAAGAAAAAAAAGUGAAAAUGGAGUUUCAAACUAGCUUCUUUUCUGAAAACCAAAGUCAAGACUCUUCUACAACAACAUCAUGGAGCUCACAAGAAUCGUUCUUGUGGGAAGAUAAUUUAUUACAUGAUCAAUCCUUCCUCUCAGUUAGCCCUUCCUAUUACUUUGAUGACUUCUCCACAUUUGAAGAAUCAAUCAUCAAAGAAGAAGAAGGUGCAACCGUUGCUGCCAACAAGCAGGAGGAGGAGAGAUCAUACAGAGGAGUGAGGAAGAGGCCGUGGGGGAAAUACGCAGCGGAGAUAAGAGACUCAUCGAGGAAAGGUAUAAGAGUGUGGCUCGGUACGUUCGACACUGCGGAAGAGGCGGCUCUCGCUUAUGAUCAGGCGGCUUUUGCUUUGAAAGGCCACCUCGCAGUACUCAACUUCCCCGUUGAAGUUGUUAAGGAGUCUCUCUGGAACAUGGAGAAUGUGAAUUUCAACGAUGGAGAGUCUCCGGUGAUAGCUUUGAAGAGAAAACACUCCAUGAGAAACCGGCCUAGAGGAAAGAAGAAGUCUUCUCCUUCUUCUUCGUCUUCUUGUUCCUCGUACUCUUCUUCUUCUUCGUCUUACUCUUCUUCUUUGUCGUCAAGAAAUAGAGAACAGAGUAUUGUUACGGAUCAAGAAACAGAGGUUGUGGUUUUUGAGGAUUUGGGUGCUGAAUACUUAGAAGAGCUUAUGAGAUUAUGUUCAUGAUCAUCACUACUUCCACUAUUUCAUGAAAUUUGAGUGAGCUCUGUUUGUUUUUUUAAAUAUAGUUUAUUGUUGUUCAA
Molecule: messenger RNA, 968 nt
Organism: Brassica napus (rape)
Lineage: Eukaryota; Viridiplantae; Streptophyta; Magnoliopsida; Brassicales; Brassicaceae
Product: ethylene-responsive transcription factor ERF094-like
Exons: 1
Coding region: 181-891 (236 amino acids)
Biological process (GO): regulation of DNA-templated transcription; ethylene-activated signaling pathway
Molecular function (GO): DNA-binding transcription factor activity; DNA binding
Source: RefSeq, a predicted model, not a curated record